AAACCGCGUCAUUACAUAACGCGCCAUUAUUGAGUCGCUCCACUAGCCAGCUGUGUCGCCAAGGCAACGACGUUGUUUACAUCUCGGAGACGGUUGGGAGCGCGGAAAGAUUUUUCUGUCGUUUUCGAAACCAUCGCUUUCCCGAUCCGAUCGGUAUCAGCUAUGCCAAAAGAAGAAGGUCAGUCAUCGACGAAGGACAAGGCGGGCAGCGGAGGAGGCAAGCCGGGCCUGCUGGCGUCCAUGCUGAACCCGUUCCGGAAGCAGGCCAAACCGGAGGCAGUGCAGGGACUCAUGGCGGCGGCAUCGUCCGAAGAGGGACCCGCGCACCGGCAAGCCGAGGACGAGGAAGAGGACGACGAAGAGGACGAGGCUGAGGACGAAGACGAGGAUGAGCCGGUGAUCGCCGUGGAAGGGUCGUACGACCCGACCGAGUUCGACUCCCUGGCUGUAUCGGCUGAGAUCAAGGAGAUCUUUGGAUUUCUCUGCAGGUACACGCCCCAGACGGUCGAGCUGGACCAGGAGUUGCGGCCGUUCGUUCCCGAGCUGAUACCGGCCGUGGGCGAUAUCGACGCCUUCCUCAAGGUGCCCCGACCGGACGGUCGCGCGGACACCGUCCAGCUGGGUCUGCGCGUGCUGGACGAACCGAGCGCGCAGCAGUCCGACCCUUCCAUCCUGGCCCUCAGGCUGCGCGCCCUGUCCAGGGACGCAAGACUGGCGGCUACCAGCAAGGCCGUGGUGAAGAGCGUGGAGAAGCCGGAGGAGCAACCCCGUGAGAUCGAGCUGUGGCUCCAGAGUGUCCAGGAGCUGCACCGCGCCAGGCCACCGCCCACCGUGCACUACACCAGAAACAUGCCGGACGUGGAAUCGCUGAUGCAAGAGUGGCCACCCGACUUCGAAGAAAUGCUCGCCGAGGUGCAAGUGCCGACCGCAGAGCUGGAGUGCUCCCUGGAGGAAUACGCUACCAUGGCCUGCCUACUGAUGGACAUCCCGGUGUACAAGGGCAAGUUGAUCCAGUCUCUGCACGUCCUAUUCACUCUGUUCACCGCCUUCAAGAAUUCACAGCACUUUGGUGCAAUGGGCAUCGGCACAGGAGGCACCGGCGGUGGGGGCAAAGCUGCCGUCGAGGACGCUGACGCGGAAGGAGUGGACCGUCUUGUGCUCUGAGUCCCCGAUGAAAGUGCCCACAGUGAAGAUCGACACCGCGAUCUUAGAAGGAAUUCAAGAAUGGAGUUAAUUCGCGAUGGCGGUUGCACAAGUAAUAAUAAAAUGAGGUGUUAGUAUACACUAUAG
Rhipicephalus sanguineus (brown dog tick) is the source of this 1290-nucleotide messenger RNA. It is a transcript of the gene IFT46, whose product is annotated as intraflagellar transport protein 46 homolog. Gene Ontology annotation, cellular component: centrosome; motile cilium; intraciliary transport particle B. Bases 163 to 1164 code for a protein of 333 amino acids. NCBI's taxonomy places the organism in Eukaryota, Metazoa, Arthropoda, Arachnida, Ixodida, Ixodidae. Gene Ontology annotation, biological process: intraciliary transport; cilium assembly. The record is from RefSeq and is a predicted model, not a curated record. The transcript has 9 exons.